GAGGACGACAAAUCUGUAAACCACACUCACAUUUUCAAAUACAACCAAGACCCUUACCUGGCAAUUGAGGGUAACAAAUUUGGGGACAUUCUGAGUUCUGGAGUCCUAUCAGUGUAUUACGGUGAUCACCACUAAACUUAAAUAAUGGCUUCUCUAAGGUUAAGACAAUUAGCAGUAUUUUUGCUCAUCUGGGUUGUUUAUGCUUCCACCUAUUUGAUGAGGAAGCCAUUGGGUGUGAUCAAGCACCUGAUGGCGCAGGACAUGCACUUGACCAAGGUGCAACUGGGCUGGAUGGACACGGCAAUGCUUUUGCCCUACGCCGUGCUUCAGGUGGUCUUUGGACCAGUUGGAGACCAACUCGGCCCCAGAAAGACUGUUGGCAUCUGUCUCUUCAUCACUGGGCUGAGUCUUUUGACGUUCAGCUCUUGGGACAACUACUACAUGCUGCUUGUGCUGUUGUUCAUCAGUGGAGCGGGACAAGCACCCUGCUGGCCGGCCUGUUGCAAAUGCUUGUCAGCCUGGUUUCCAGAUGACGCUCUCAACACAGCCUUCGGAGUGAUGUCGACGUCUGCAUUUGGAGGGAGCAUAAUUGCCUCAGCCUCUGCGGUCUACCUGCAGAAGAUGUAUGGCUGGCGUUACGUCUACUUCAUGCCGUCAUUCCUCGUCCUCUUUUUGUCAAUUUGCGCUUGGCUCUUUAUGAGGCUUCCUUCUGAACUGCGCAUCACGAUCCCUGGCAAGGAAGAUAAGACAAAGAAGGCCCAGCAUGCUAGCCAAAGUCUCUUCGAGCUGUGGCGCAUCCCGUCCGUGUCCGAAAUGGCCACGGCCAUGAUGUGUCUCAAGCUUGUGCGCUACUCCAUGUAUUUGUGGCUCCCCAUUUACCUGUCGCAGUCGCUCAACUAUUCACCAGAUCAAGCAGGCCUCUUUUCUGUCAUAUUUGACGUUGGCGCGGUCAUCGGCAGCACCAUCCUAGGUUACAUCGUGGACAAGUACUGGCCGAGACACCCGCUUGUGCCGAUUCUCAUGUCUGGAUUCGUCGGCAUUGUGUCCUUUGUUUUCUUCACCUGGACUGCACGCUGGGGCAUGAGCUACAACAUGAUUUUCAUGGUCGCUGCUGGAGCCGGCGUUUGCGCCCCUGACGCCCUCCUGGGUGGCUCUGUGUCCAUGUCCAUUGGUGAGGCGGACGGGAGAAAUGCCGGCGCCUCCGUGACUGGUCUGAUUAAUGGGUUUGGAAGCUUGGGCGCCGUCGUUGAAGGUCCGCUUGUCGGGCUGAUAACCGAAUGGUUUGGCUGGAACGCUAUGUUCCUCUUGAUUAUAGUGCUCUCCACUUUUGGAUCGAUGUGCGUUUUCAAAGCCAUCAUGAUACAGAAAAAGCAAAUGCGUAGUAGACAGUCGUUGCUAGAUGUUGAUAUUUAAGCUGGAGAUAUUGUAUUUUGACUGUCUAGCGUAGAACAAAGCACAAAGUCGUUGUUGUUUAAUUUAUCAAGUAAAAAAUAUUCCAAUAACAGAUCUCCAUUAGCGUUUUAUCAUUUGACAAUGUUACUUUGAUGGAUGAGCAUUAAUUGUAGUAUGAACUCCUUGCUUAACUUACUCUUGAGACUUAAUAAAUGAUAUCUACUGAGGAAA
Cloeon dipterum is the source of this 1623-nucleotide messenger RNA. RefSeq lists its product as uncharacterized. The coding region runs from base 145 to 1413 and encodes 422 amino acids. The record is from RefSeq and is a predicted model, not a curated record. Gene Ontology annotation, biological process: transmembrane transport. The transcript is spliced from 3 exons. Gene Ontology annotation, cellular component: membrane. Lineage: Eukaryota; Metazoa; Arthropoda; Insecta; Ephemeroptera; Baetidae. Gene Ontology annotation, molecular function: transmembrane transporter activity.